AUGGCGCAUCCCACAGAUUGGAAAUCCUCUCAGUUUAACAGACCUCCCACUGUGGAUGGCAUGAAAGAACUCAACGCUCUAAUUGCUUGCCCUCAAGAGCUCACCAGGAUCACUGGAUCAGAACCUCGUUGGACGUCUGCCCUCUUAUCUUUGCAAGCACAUGGAUUCCCACAACGAUGUUCUCGUAUCACUCACACCGACAACAUCUUAAACUGCAUCUUUGAUCUUUGCACUAUUCUCGACAGGUUAACGGGUGGCUCGACUAUUGUAUUGCACCAUCUGGGUGCAACAUCACCGAAUGCAGAUGUUGUACCAGAAUCCCUCAAAGCUGAGGUGUACAUCAACCCCAGGGUCCUUGCCGAGCGUCAAGAGCUCCACCCAGUACUCGCACAGAUUACACAGACCUUCAUCGCCAACUAUGCGGCUCCAUUGGCACAUGCCUUCGCUGAGACUCACAGUCGCAAGUGGGGUAAAUCAAACGCUCAACAAACACCUUCGAAAGGCAAAGCGACUCCUUCCAAGGGCAAGGAAAAGAUUGAUACCAUCCUGCCUCUAGUUCCCUCGCCAGUAUCUCCAAACUCUGCACACUUUGUCUUUCAUGGACGUCCAGCUGGUUCUUUAGAAAGUCUCCUUAACUCAUCCUUCCAUAUCUUAUCUUAUGCGCCUUUGUAUGAUGGCAAUGUUAUAUGGGAGCCGACUCAGGUACAAAUCAGGCGUGCCUGCACUGAUUACAACAACAGUGGGGGCAGUGCUAGUGUGCCAUCUAUUUACCUCCUUCCAUUUCGCGUCCUUCUCGUUCGUUUCAGUUUUGAACCGAGCAGCGCAGGAACUGAGACCCAAAAACUUGUGUCACAUGUCAACAAACCUGCCAAGUCCCUUCAUGCCCCGGUCACAUUCUACGAGACUUCAGACAGUGACAACAACAACGACAUCAACAUUUUCAACUCUCCACAACAAUAUCCUCCUAAACAGUACCUUACUAAGAAAUGGGUUACAAAAUUGCAGGAGCUUGCCAGGAUUCCCAAGGAGCAUGCCGAAGCUAUUUUACUCUGUUACUCAGUCCAUGCCACUCACACCACCAUAAUGUUUGGAUUUCAUUCACACAAUUCUCAUUGGCUGGUUCCCCAAACUCGGGGACCAUACGUCAAGAACGGCAGGCGUGCUAAACGCCUCAAUGAGGACCAUGAGAUUCAGCUUGUCCUUAACUACAUCAACGCCAAGGCCACAGAUUUGGCAGUGAAAUUCAAACAACCUCGUCGCCGAUAUUUGGAGCGAUUCUCACUUGGUUCCGUUGUCCACCACCACAAACACAACAAGACAAGCAUCAAGGCCAAUUCCAGUACUAACAAGAAGUCGAACCAGAAGGAGGAACUCAUAAUCGAGUUCGACAAAGUCAAGAAAGGCGCUCAAGAUCGUCCUCCCAAUAUUACUGCUCGUACACAUGCUGCAGAGUGUGCUCGUAGCUUUCAAUUUGUGAGAGAAGAGCUCAAGGCUCUUAAUAAACAUGUCAGCGCUGAGGCUUUUGUCAUCAUGGUUCAUGGCGUUUUGGAUUUUGCUAUGGCCCCAAAGGCCUUUUUCACCAGUCCCGCAACGGAACAAUUUGUCUGUUUGUAUUUGCGCAAAGACAUUGCCAAGAUGGCAACUGACUUUGAGAGCACCGUGCUGGCCAAUGGCCUUAUCAUCAGUGAAGUGACAGAUGAUUCCUCAGCGACCGUUGAGUUUACCCGGUACAAUGAUCUUGUGCGUGAUUACCACGUCAAACUGGUGGGAUGGAAUCACCCCCAAUGGGCCAACCUAUCAGACUUAAAGGGGGGUAUUGAAAGCCUCGAGAAAGUCACCAGCACUAUUGCAGAAGGCACUUGUAAGUUUGUGUCGAUCACACAUGAAGAAGUUGAAGAGCAGAUGAACCAUAUCAAGAAUGGGGAAAAGCUCAAUCCUGAGCUCGAGCCUCCUAUGCCACCUGACGCUCUUCCUUCAGCAUCACCCCCCAUGACUGCUACACCUUCCACAGGACCCCUUCCUAAUUCUUCACAUCCUUCACCUUCUCCACUCGAGGACGAGAAUGAUUCCAGGCCUUCUCCUUUUGAGAAUGAGAAUGAUUCUGGGCCAUCUCCUUUUGAGGAUGACAACAAUCCCCUUCCUAUUGAAUCUACUCACAUCUCCUCGAUAAUAAAUGACUUGGUGGAUCCUGCACUUCGUGUGCUUGACAAUUCCUCACCUCCUCCAGCUAAUGAAGAUGCUCUGGUCUCGGCGACGAAUCACAAUCACAAGUGGCCUGUUGACGACACGACACCAUCCGAGGGACAACGCCCGAAGCGUGCCCGCAAGCUCACUGAAAAGGCACAACAGCUGUGCAGCCUGGACUCUGACUCACGUGAGACUGACAAAGUACAGCGGCAGAAAGCAAAAGGUAGACAGCGUGCAAAAAAGAGCAGGGCCUUCAUUGAAUCAGACCAAGAGAACACCAUGUAG
Suillus paluster is the source of this 2472-nucleotide messenger RNA. RefSeq lists its product as uncharacterized. The record is from RefSeq and is a predicted model, not a curated record. Bases 1 to 2472 code for a protein of 823 amino acids. Lineage: Eukaryota; Fungi; Basidiomycota; Agaricomycetes; Boletales; Suillaceae. The transcript has 14 exons.